AUGGACACAAGAAUCGUCGCUGGUCCUAAUUACUCGCCAAACUCACAUAAAUUUCUAGAGCUACCACCAGAAAUUUUUGAGCUUUAUGAAAAUCCAAACGAGAAUGAAAACGCCUAUCCUUACAUAAAGGGUUCACCCAAAGACUACGCAUAUCUUUGCACAAGAAAUAAAACAUAUCGAGUUCGAAAACGACUUCAUUCCAACUCUUUAUUACUAUUGAACUCUACUAUUAGCUUAGAACAAGUGCACGAACUCGAAAUAAAAGAUAUUCUGCAUUCAGUGUACGAGUUAAUUCUAUGUAUACCGAAUCUUGAAAAAUUGAACGAUUUGCUUGGAACAACUCCAUAUAAAGGUCCUGAAGAGGAAAAGAGGUAUAAGGGAGAAAAAUUCUAUUCUUGGGAAGAACUUGAUGAUUUGCUACAAGCUAGCGAAGGAGAAAUAAUAUGUGCACUGCAAAAACAUUACGCUUUAGAAAUUGAUGGCUACUGGAGAUUUGUGGAAACCCAAUAUCUUUACGACGUAUUAGAUCUUAUUCUCUCAGCCGCGAAUAUCGAGAACAUGUCACUGGAAAACAUGCAUUUUUCAAAAUGUGCCGAAGCACUUGCUGACGAUGGUAUUCCUUUUUUUAUCACUAAGCAUUGUUUGACUUGCUUUGCGGACGUAAUUGACUAUAGCGAUCGUUUUGAUCCAGUUGCAAAAUUAUCAAAGGAGAAAAUAUGCAGUUUUAUUGGAUUGCACUUGUUGAGAACAGAAGGAAAACCAUGGAUAUAUUCCGAUUUUGUAGCUAAUUGGGUAAUAAAGAUACCUGAUCAGUGGGAAUCGGUUUUAUCAUUUGACCUCCUAAAGGGAAACGCGAUCAAAGAAUACAAUCACCAAAAGGAAUGCGAAUAUAUAGAAUUAUUUGCUGCUUCUGAGUUACCGACCGAUCCUGAAAAACGUUUCCGGGAACUCUUUACAUUUCGAUCUCGAUGGACAUUAGACGAUAUCAAGCCGUUUCUUGACGAUAUUGUCAAUGAUUCUUUUCAGAAGUUUGAAGAUCUUUUGCCGAAAUAUACCAAACAACUAAAAGACGAAAGUGGGCAAACCAUAUAUCAGUUGAAAAUCACAUAUUUAUAG
Molecule: messenger RNA, 1116 nt
Organism: Ambispora gerdemannii
Lineage: Eukaryota; Fungi; Glomeromycota; Glomeromycetes; Archaeosporales; Ambisporaceae
Source: the annotation of a GenBank genome assembly